Molecule: messenger RNA, 855 nt
Organism: Cornus florida
Lineage: Eukaryota; Viridiplantae; Streptophyta; Magnoliopsida; Cornales; Cornaceae
Product: WUSCHEL-related homeobox 11-like
Exons: 3
Coding region: 1-855 (284 amino acids)
Biological process (GO): adventitious root development
Molecular function (GO): DNA binding; DNA-binding transcription factor activity
Source: RefSeq, a predicted model, not a curated record
AUGGAAGAUCAACCCCAACAUCCAAACAGUUCAAGCCAUGUCCCUGCUGAGAGAACAAAUGAAACCGUCAGAACAAGGUGGGCCCCAAAACCAGAGCAAGUCCUCAUACUUGAGUCCAUCUUCAACAGUGGCAUGGUAAAUCCUCCCAGAGAGGAAACUGUGAGGAUAAGAAAACUCCUAGAGAAAUUUGGUGCCGUUGCAGAUGCCAAUGUUUUCUACUGGUUCCAAAACAGGCGGUCCAGGUCUCGCCGCCGACAACGCCAAAUUCAGGCCAGCCUCGCCGAAGCAGCUCAGCCAACGACUAUUGCUACUGGUACUGGUGCAAUCCAGUACGAGAGUAGUAGCUCUGGUGUGGGUUUCGUGCCCUCCUUUUCUCCAUCUCCUUCUCCCACUCUAUCUCUAUCUCCUUCUGAUCCAUGUCUUCUUGGUUCUUCUUCAUCAAGCGGUGGCCUUGUCGGCAACCACCACGGUGGUGGUGUCGGUGAUGUCUUCUCGUUUUCUGGCCACAUGGGUUUCCCUGAAAUUCAUGAGCAAACCUCAAGCCUGACUUCAAAUUUUGGAGCUUCUAAUAAUUCAAAUUUGCACUACCAACCCUCCGGACUUGUGACUGUGUUUAUCAAUGGGGUUCAGGUAGAGGUUCCAAGGGGACCCUUAGACAUGAGGGUGUUUGGUCAAAAUUUAGUGUUGUUACGUUCCUCAGGAGUGCCGGUAGCAUCUAACGAUUUUGGCUAUUCAAUAGAGCACUUGGAGCAUGGUGAAAACUAUUUCCUGGUAAGCAAUCAAGGGGCUACCAGUACUACUGCCUUUGAAACCAGUAAUAGUUAUGGUUUCAAGGCCCCUUUAAAGAGGUAUUAA